Messenger RNA from Macadamia integrifolia, 1032 nucleotides. RefSeq names its product 2-C-methyl-D-erythritol 2,4-cyclodiphosphate synthase, chloroplastic-like. Bases 91 to 825 code for a protein of 244 amino acids. Gene Ontology annotation, molecular function: 2-C-methyl-D-erythritol 2,4-cyclodiphosphate synthase activity. The transcript has 3 exons. Lineage: Eukaryota; Viridiplantae; Streptophyta; Magnoliopsida; Proteales; Proteaceae. The record is from RefSeq and is a predicted model, not a curated record. Gene Ontology annotation, biological process: terpenoid biosynthetic process.
AAAUCAGUUUAUUACGGCGCUCUGUCUCUCUGUCUCUCUCUCUCUCUCUCUCUCUCUCAUCUUCUUGUCUGAGACCGAAUCUUCGAUUCAAUGGCAACGGCUUUUCCUUUCUCUCCCUCCAUAGUUCUUGCCAAAUCCACCACGAAUCGGCUGAGCUUUCGUUUAGGAUCAUCAUCGUCUCUUCGUCCCUGCAACAACGACAACAAUCAUCGCAGCUCUUCCACCGGCCUCGUCUCGUCGUUUCCUCUACCUCUUCCUUCAAUCAAACUCCCGCUAAUUGUAUCCGCAACCGCUGCUGCGAUCGAAGUCGAAGAAGUUACAACUGCCAGAAAUUCUUCGAAGAUCCUUCCUAUCCGAGUUGGUCAUGGUUUUGACCUCCAUAGAUUGGAGCCUGGGUACCCUCUAAUUAUCGGUGGAAUUAAUAUCCCCCAUGAUAGAGGCUGUGAAGCUCAUUCCGAUGGUGAUGUGUUGCUUCACUGCGUGGUCGAUGCAAUUUUAGGUGCGUUGGGGCUUCCGGACAUCGGGCAGAUCUUCCCAGAUAACGACCCUAAAUGGAAGGGUGCAGCAUCUUCUGUGUUCGUUGAAGAAGCUGUGAGGCUGAUGAAUGAAGCAGGUUAUGAGCUGGGAAACUUGGAUGCAACCUUGAUUCUGCAGAGACCAAAACUGAGCCCACACAAGGAGGCUAUGAGGGCCAACUUGUCAACACUGCUCGGUGUGGAUCCUUCUAUCGUCAAUCUCAAAGCAAAAACUCACGAAAAGGUGGACAGCCUUGGAGAAAACCGAAGCAUUGCAGCUCAUACUGUGGUUCUUCUAAUGAGAAAGUGAAGGCACGAGCAUCUUCCAAAACUGCCCAGUGAGGUAAUUGAAAUUUCUUUUCUGUUUUAUAUUCUGUUAGCAGAAUGUGUUACUUUGUCCUCGCAGGUGAGGAUUGAGGACUAUGUGGUCACUGGCGUAAUGGGGCCAAUGUUCACCAUUGUAUGUAACUCAUUUAUAGUAUAGAAUAAUCUUCAAAAUAACAAAGCCUUAUCCCAA